Messenger RNA from Triticum turgidum subsp. durum (durum wheat), 399 nucleotides. Lineage: Eukaryota; Viridiplantae; Streptophyta; Magnoliopsida; Poales; Poaceae. The record is from the annotation of a GenBank genome assembly.
AUGGCACUAACAAAGGUCGCCCUCUCCUUUGCCCUAAACCUUGUUCUCAUUGCCAUUGUGCAUGGUCACCCACCAGUUGUCCCUUCACCGCCUUUGGUGCCUACCCCAGUUGUUGCACCAACUCCACCGAAUGGUGCUUCCUGCCCAAUCAACCCACUGAAGAUAACUGUGUGCAGCAAUGUGUUGCUGCUACUCAAACUCCGGAUCAACGUGCCGGAGACUGAGCAAUGUUGCCCACUGCUUAGUGGGUUGGCUGAUCUUGAUGCCGCCAUCUGUGUCUGCACUGUCAUCAAGGCCAACCUCCUUGGACUCGUCACCGUUGACAUUCCCGUCGACCUUACCCUCCUACUAAACCAUUGUAACAAGACAUGUCCCUCUAGUUUCACCUGCUCUCGAUGA